GCACGGGCUUCUCAUUGUCGUGGCUCUUCUUGUUGUGGAGCACAGGCUCUAGGCACACGGGCUUCAGUAGUUGUGGCACAUGGGCUCAGUAGCUGUGGCGCACGGGCUUAGCUGCUCCACGGCAUGUGGGAUCUUCCCGGGCCAGGGCUCGAACCCGUGUCCCCUGCAUUGGCCAGGCGGAUUCUUAACCACUGUGCCGCCAGGGAGGUCCUCAAGUCCAUUUGCCUUUAGCAGAAUAGUAAAGCCACUUGUAAACGUCCGCACAUGAGACCCUUUCUCACUGCUGUUGAAUUUGAUUACUGAAGGUCAAGCUUCCAGCCAUAAGCCUGUCCUUCCCUCCCUGCUCCAGUUCACUGCGUUUAGUUUUGAGUAAUUAGGUACCGAGGGGUGAAAAGAGCGUGACUUUUAAAAGUCCCUUCUUAUUGUUAAGCUGCAAAUGGCUGCCUUUAAAAACAGCUGGGGGAGGGUGUAUUUCUGUGAAAGAAACUGUUUUGAGAAAAGAAGCUAAUGGGAGGCCGUAAUGUCUCUGGAUAAGAGGCUUGUGAAUAGCCCCAUAAAGCAGGCGGUAACACAGGAGGAUUUUUCUCUCUUCUUGGGUAAUUCAUAAAAAAGCAAUCUAUUACUAAUCUGACCAUACACUAUCAUGUUAACUAGUCAAUGUAACUAAAAACUUCCUAAACGUAUUGCAAAUACUUGCAUAUUACACACUGAAGUUGUCAAUAAUAAAAUUAUGCCAAAUAUCCUCUUUUAAAGAAAAUAUACGCUUUAUUCUUCUAAUCAGAUCUGCAGCAUAAUAUACUGCUUUUCUGAGCUCCAAUUAACUUACCCAGACUUUCUUUGUAUCAUCUCUGUUUGUUUCUCUUGUGUGCAUUUGUUUUGCAGUAAGCGAUGGCCUUGGUUUUGCUUCUCUUUGGGAUGGCUGCCACCACAUAGGACCUGAAUGUCUACUGCUUUCCAGGAACAGAAAGAAGACCCUCUAAUUUGUCUCAGUGGCAGCUUGGUAGUAAAAAAACUGUUGAAUGGGCCACAAUUUCAGAGGACCAUCAUGUGAAUGGAACCAGUGUCUUUUCUUCCCAAACAUCAGAAAUUAAGCACUUGGAAAGGAGAUCUGGCCAAGAUGACCCAUUUGCAGGCUGGACUCAGCCCAGAGACUAUAGAGAAAGCUCGCCUAGAACUGAAUGAAAACCCAGAUGUUUUACACCAGGAUAUUCAGCAAGUCAGGGACAUGAUCAUCACCAGGCCUGACAUUGGAUUUUUACGCACAGAUGAUGCCUUCAUCCUGAGAUUUCUUCGAGCCAGGAAGUUUCACCAAGCAGAUGCCUUUAGACUCCUGGCCCAGUACUUCCAGUACCGCCAGCUAAACCUGGACAUGUUCAAAAACUUCAAGGCUGAUGAUCCUGGCAUUAAGAGGGCCCUCAUCGAUGGGUUCCCUGGAGUGCUGGAAAACCGGGAUCACUGUGGCAGAAAGCUUCUUCUGCUGUUUGCAGCCAACUGGGAUCAGAGUAGGAACUCCUUCACAGACAUCCUCCGGGCCAUCCUGCUGUCAUUGGAAGUCCUUAUUGAAGACCCAGAGCUUCAGAUAAAUGGUUUCAUUUUAAUUAUAGACUGGAGUAAUUUUUCCUUCAAACAAGCCUCCAAACUGACACCAUCAAUCCUCAAACUGGCCAUUGAAGGGUUGCAGGACAGCUUUCCUGCCCGCUUCGGAGGAGUCCAUUUUGUCAACCAGCCCUGGUACAUUCAUGCCCUGUACACGCUCAUCAAGCCAUUCCUUAAAGACAAGACCAGGAAACGGAUUUUCCUGCAUGGAAACAACUUAAACAGCCUCCACCAGCUAAUACACCCCGAAUGUUUGCCGUCUGAAUUUGGAGGAACCCUUCCUCCUUAUGACAUGGGAACUUGGGCCCGGACGUUGCUCGGCCCCGACUACAGCGAUGAAAACGACUACACGCACACUUCCUACAACGCAAUGCACGUGAGACACACAGCCUCCAAUCCGGAGACAGAGCGCUCACCCACGCUGAUGAGGAGAUCUCAGUCUGUGGUAGAAGCUGGGACCCUGAAACACGAGGACAAGGGAGAGAAUGAGAACACGCAGCCACUCCUGGCUCUGGACUGAACCCUGAGCUGCCCUGUGCUCCGGACAUCGCCAGCCCUCAGUGGUACCAGCCACCAGGGAGCACAUGUGCAACUGACCCCACGAUGCGCGCGUUCGGCUCGACGCAAGGGCCUCCUCUCCUCCCACCCAGUAAUGACUGUCACCAGCCAUUGGUCUAAACAGCCAAAGUUGAACAAAGACUUGAGAGAGGCCUUUUUUUUUUCAAUGAGGGAAUUGGAGGAUGAAGAAAGGCAGUUAUGGAAACAAGAUUCCCCCCAUCCCAUAUUUAUAGGAUUAAGUGAGUUGAGAAGAGAAAAACUAAAUUUGAUGCACACGCUUCAUUAGGAUAAGGAUUUUUCUGAGGCUUUGCAGAGACUCUGUCCAGUUUCUGCAAUUUAAGAUGAAGUGCAUUUCCAAGUAGAUACAUAAGAAUUAAACUGUGCAGACACAACUGUCAAGUUUAAUGUAGUGCAAAGCCCCAAGACAGUAGUGUCUCCAGUGAUUUCCAUUCCUAUAUUGAAAUAUUUUCUUUGACCUCAUCACCAGCAUCAAAUUUCAAACUGUUCAGCCUAAGAGCACGUUCUCGUAGGUCUGGCUAUUUGCAG
This is a messenger RNA of Kogia breviceps (pygmy sperm whale), 2700 nucleotides long. It is a transcript of the gene CLVS1, whose product is annotated as clavesin 1. NCBI's taxonomy places the organism in Eukaryota, Metazoa, Chordata, Mammalia, Artiodactyla, Physeteridae. Gene Ontology annotation, molecular function: phosphatidylinositol bisphosphate binding. Gene Ontology annotation, biological process: lysosome organization. The record is from RefSeq and is a predicted model, not a curated record. Gene Ontology annotation, cellular component: endosome; trans-Golgi network; clathrin-coated vesicle.